Molecule: messenger RNA, 2068 nt
Organism: Mesocricetus auratus (golden hamster)
Lineage: Eukaryota; Metazoa; Chordata; Mammalia; Rodentia; Cricetidae
Gene: Gatd1
Product: glutamine amidotransferase class 1 domain containing 1
Exons: 8
Coding region: 71-733 (220 amino acids)
Source: RefSeq, a predicted model, not a curated record
AGCCCCGCCCCACUUCACCCCGCCCCUAGUGCACUAGCAUCAGCCGGUAGCAUCAGGCGGGUCUGCAGCCAUGGCGUCGGAGCGGCUGCCCAACAGGCCUGCCUGUCUGCUGGUGGCCAGCGGCGCUUCCGAAGGAGUGUCAGCCGCGUCUUUCUCCCACUGCUUCACCCUGGCCAGUGCCGCCUUCAACCUGCAGGUGGCCACCCCUGGGGGAAAGGCCAUGGACUUUGUGGAUGUGACUGAGAACAAUGCACGUUGGGUACAAGACUUCCGCCUCAAGGCUUAUGCCAGCCCCGCUAAGCUUGAGUCCAUAGAUGGUGCCCGGUACCAUGCUCUUCUGAUUCCCAGCUGUCCUGGCGCCCUGGCUGACCUUGCCAGCAGUGGGUCCCUGGCUCGGAUACUGCAGCACUUCCGCUCGGAGAGCAAACCCAUUUGUGCCAUUGGCCAUGGUGUUGCUGCCCUGUGCUGUGCUACCAAUGAAGACAGGUCCUGGGUGUUCCAAGGCUAUAGUCUGACAGGGCCUUCUGUGUACGAGCUCAUCAGGGCACCUGACUUUGCCCGCCUGCCGCUGGUUGUUGAGGACUUUGUGAAGGACUCUGGUGCUGGCUUCAGUGCCAGUGAGCCCGACGCUGUGCAUGUGGUGCUGGACCGCCACCUGGUCACUGGCCAGAAUGCAAACUCCACUGUGCCUGCUGUCCAGAACCUGCUCUUCCUCUGUGGCAACCGGAAGUAACUUGGAUGCUGUCCCUGAUCCUGGUGGCCUAGAGAACAGCUUAAGUCAUUGUGGCUUCUUCUGUUGGUCCUUACUUACGGGGCCCUCAAGCCUCCAUGUGGACCUUGUGGAAUGCUGGAGGCUUCCAGGAGUUAAGACUUGUAGAAUAUCACUUCUAAUGUAGACUGAACCCCCUCCUUCCAUUUCCAGCACAUAGUGUGGAACAUCUUGGCUGGUCAGGCAGUCCCUGAGAACUGCAAAUUGUACAUUCCAAGAAGAAUCGUCCUUGGGAGACAGUCUACUGUGGGAUCUUAGGGUCCGGUGUUGCUCUUCCAUGGCCUUUUGGCUAUUUCCAUCCCUUUAGCUGUUGGUAAGAACCAUGUGGAAGGGACUGACUGACUGACUGGUGCUUGCUCUGAAUUCAUCUUGCCAAAGGCCUAAGCAGGCAGCAUUCUUGCUGAAGAAAUCUGCCCUUGCUGGCCUAUGUUUUUUUGUUUGUUUUGUUUGGGGGGGUUUGAGACAGAAUUUCUCUGUGGCUUUGAAGGCUGUCUUGAAACUAGCUUUUGUAGCCCAGGCUGGUCUCAAACUCACAGAGAUCCGCCUGCCUCUGCCUCCCAAGUGCUGGGAUUAAAGGCGUGCGCCACCAACACCCGGCAGCCUGUGGUUUUUAAUGCAAUAGAGGCCCCAGCUCAGCCUGGCGUGGUCCUUGGAAUGGACACAGUGAUGUUACCCUGACUCAUACAGCAUGGAAAAAAUAUUAGUGCCACACUUUGAGAUCCUUAGGCUGCUGUUAUCCGACAGUCUGUCCAAUGGCCCCUGGCUUACAGAAGCCUCAGCCCAGGUAUUUAUUUCAUCUACUCCUGGAAGGAAAGGCUACAGAUAGGCUCGGGGCUUGGGUUCUAUGGAGUAGGAAUAGCCAUGAAUCCUGUCUCCCAGACCCUGGACAGACUUCUGCUGAGGACCUUAUAUGGCUAUGUGGACAUGCUUGUUUGCUGUCCAUCCUGGGGCACCUGGCCUGGACUGUAGCCUCCAGUGAGCAGUUGUCCAGCCCUGGAAUAGAACCUUCCAAGUAACUUGGACCUCCCAGCUUCCAUCUCCACUUGACUUUUGCACAUCCCAAGCUUUAGAAUAGCACUAGUGCCAGAGACCUGGAGAAAUACCUUUUGGUGGUUAAUAACCUUUAUGAGGGAAGUCUAGAACCAAGUGGAAGAAGGAAGCAGGAAGCAGAAGAGCCCACCUGUCCCUGGGUUCCUCCCUGGCUUGCACUGCUCCUGUCUGCCAUGUACACUAUGACUAUGUAAUGAUGGAUACUCCUGGACAAAACCUUAAAAAUCUGAUUGGCUGGCUCUACAUGAA